AUGGCCUCCCUUCUUCGUUCCAGCGCCAGGUUGCGCUCUGUCCCGCGGCUCUCUGCCGUGCGUUUCCUUUCUACUUCCCCGCAUCUGCGAGCGGCCGAGAAGCCUUUCUUCCCCGAUGAACCCACGGCUCCCAAGGUCGUCACGGCCAUCCCGGGUCCCAAGAACCAGCAGGCCGCUGCGGAGCUGGACCAGGUGUUCGACAUCCGCAGCUUGAACAUGCUUACGGAUUACACUCAUUCCAUUGGAAACUACAUUGCUGAUCUGGAUGGAAAUCUGCUUCUGGACGUCUACGCCCAGAUUGCCUCUAUCCCCGUCGGAUACAACAACCCCAACCUUCUGAAGGUUGUCCAGACGCCUGAGAUGGCCAAUGCCUUGAUCAACAGACCGGCACUGGGUAACUUCCCCUCCUCCGAGUGGGCUGGUAUCCUGAAGACUGGUCUCCUCAAGGCUGCCCCCAAGGGCUUGAACCAGGUGUUCACUGCUAUGGCCGGUUCUGACGCCAACGAAACUGCCUACAAGGCUGCGUUCAUGUACCGCCGUCAACUGGAGCGUGGUGGGCCCGAUGCUGAUUUCUCAGAGAGCGACCUGACUAGCACCAUGGUCAACCAGUCUCCCGGCUCCCCGCAUUUGUCCAUCUUGUCCUUCAAGAAGGCUUUCCACGGUCGUCUCUUUGGCAGUCUCUCCACCACUCGCAGCAAGCCCAUCCACAAGCUGGACAUUCCGGCUUUCGAUUGGCCCCAGGCUCCCUUCCCCUCCCUGAAGUACCCUCUUGAGGAGCAUGCCCAGGAGAAUGCUCAGGAGGAGCAACGCUGCCUGGCGGAAGUUGAGCGCUUGAUCAAGGAAUUCCACAACCCCGUCGCCGCUGUCGUCGUCGAACCCAUCCAGUCCGAGGGUGGUGACAACCAUGCCUCUCCAGCCUUCUUCCAAGGCCUCCGCGACAUCACCAAGAAGCAUAAUGUGCUCUUCAUCGUGGAUGAGGUUCAGACCGGUGUCGGUGCCACUGGUAAAUUCUGGGCCCACGACCACUGGAACCUUACCUCUCCUCCCGACAUUGUGACUUUCUCCAAGAAGGCCCAGGCCGCCGGUUACUACUAUGGCAACCCAGCUCUCCGCCCCAACAAGCCUUACCGCCAGUUCAACACGUGGAUGGGUGAUCCCGCCCGUGCUCUGAUUUUCCGUGGCAUCCUCCAGGAGAUCGAGAGACUCAACCUGGUCGAGAACACCGCUGCAACGGGAGACUACCUCUACGCCGGACUAGAGCGUCUUGCGAAGCAGUACCCUGAGGCCAUCCAGAACCUCCGUGGUAAGGGCCAGGGUACAUUCGUCGCCUGGGACACGCCCAAGCGGGAUGAAUUCCUAGCCCAGGCCAAGACCGUCGGUGUCAACAUCGGCGGUAGCGGAGCCAAUGCUGUCCGGUUGAGGCCUAUGUUGGUCUUCCAGAAGCAUCAUGCCGACCUCCUCCUCGAGCGCAUCGAGAAGAUUUUUAAGCUAUGA
Monascus purpureus is the source of this 1494-nucleotide messenger RNA. NCBI's taxonomy places the organism in Eukaryota, Fungi, Ascomycota, Eurotiomycetes, Eurotiales, Aspergillaceae. The record is from the annotation of a GenBank genome assembly.